Molecule: messenger RNA, 1170 nt
Organism: Asterias rubens (European starfish)
Lineage: Eukaryota; Metazoa; Echinodermata; Asteroidea; Forcipulatida; Asteriidae
Product: nascent polypeptide-associated complex subunit alpha, muscle-specific form-like
Exons: 2
Coding region: 1-1170 (389 amino acids)
Source: RefSeq, a predicted model, not a curated record
AUGUUGGCGAGCAAACUGCUGGGUGUUGUUGGUAUAUUUUUGAUGGCAGACUAUGCUGCUGUAAACGGGCGGUGUUGGAAGAAGGCCUCCAGCACCGGAGGGAAACCCAUCGGAGGGACACCUACCGGAGGGACACCUACCGAAGGGACAACUACCGGAAGGACCCCUACCGGAGGGACACCUACCGGAGGGACACCUACCGGAGGGACCCCUACCGGAGGAACCCCUACCGGAGGGACACCUACCGGAGGGACACCUACCGAAGGGACAACUACCGAAGGGACAACUACCGGAGGGACACCUACCGGAGCGGCAGCCCUCAGCACCGAAGGGACACCUACCGGAGCGGCAGCCCCAAGCACCGGAGGGACACCUACCGGAGCGGCAGCCCCAAGCACAGAAGGGACACCUACCGGAGCGGCAGCCCCCAGCACCGGAGGGACACCUAGCGGAGCGGCAGCCCCCAGCACCGGAGGGACACCUACCGGAGCGGCAACCCUCAGCACCGAAGGGACACCUACCGGAGCGGCAGCCCCAAGCACCGGAGGGACACCUACCGGAGCGGCAGCCCCCAGCACAGAAGGGACACCUACCGGAGCAGCAGCCCCCAGCACCGGAGGGACACCUACCGGAGCGGCAGCCCCCAGCACCGGAGGGACACCUACCGGAGCGGCAACCCCCAGCACCGAAGGGACAUCUACCGGAGCGGCAGCCCCCAGCACCGAAGGGACACCUACCGGAGCGGCAGCGCCCAGCACCGGAGGGACACCUACCGGAGCACCCAGCACCACACCGCUAUGCCCCCCUACUUGGAGCCAGUGGCAAGACAAAUGCCACAAGGUGCACGCAGACCCACUUACAUUUUGGGCUGGCAGAGAUAAAUGUGUUGAGUUGGGUGGGACAAUGGUUGUCCCUCAAUCUGAUGAGUUACGACACCUCCUCAGCGUGUGCACCUGCGAUCAUUUUUGGAUUGGUUGCACCGACGAGGAAUCUGAAGGUGACUGGUGGUGUAUGGAUGGUGAGAUUACUGACGCGUCGGACAAGAGGUGGAUGGACGGUGCACCAGACAAUGUCGACUCGGGGGAAGAUUGCUGCGAAGGUCAGUUUGGGGGGUGGAAUGACAUGCCGUGUAAUACCGCUAUUACACGCAGGUUGAUCUGUCAGCUCUAG